UGGCGCCGCAGCGGGCUGAGCUCUGUGCUACAGCGGCGAGUCUGGCUGCGUGUGGAAGCGCCACACUGUAAAUUACUGCAGGAACACAGCGCUUCUCCCAUUAUGGGCGACAAGAAAAGCCCAUCCAGGUAUUUGGUCGAACCGUGUUUCAGAUGCAUUGUGCAGUGCCUGCGCGAGGACUCGGGUUGAGAUGGAGCCGUUUUUGCUGAGCGUGUUAAAGAGAGAGAAAAAGCGCAGCAAUGGCGGAGCCUUAUUCCCGGCUCUCCAGAUUUAGACAAAGGAAUUCAGGAGACGCCUCGUCUCCUCGGCCAAAAAGACACGCCAAGCCCUGUGCAGACGACGGAUUUUGGGACUGUAGUGUCUGCACGUUCCGCAACAGCGCCGAGGCGUUCAAAUGCAGCAUGUGUGAUGUGCGCAAAGGCACGUCCACAAGAAAACCUCGCCUGAACUCGCAGCUUGUGGCGCAACAAGUAGCGCAGCAGUACGCCACCCCUCCCCCAGCUAAGAAAGACAGGAGGGAGCGCACAGAGCGAGACGAUCACUACGACAUAGACAAUUCAGACUCGGACAGGCCAAGCGUAGACAACUCUGACUCGGACAGACUGGGCCCAGACAGCAGUCACUUGGAGAGAGGACACACACAUAAGGACAGGAGACAGGAGCGCAUUGGAUUGGACAAACAUCAGCUAGUACAAACGUCAGUGGAAAGGAGGCCUGAGAGAGCAGGUCUAAACCAGGAACUGCACAGAGAACUUAUGGAUAAAGUUCAUUCACACAGGCCACACAUGGAAAAAGACCAUCACACAGGAGCAUCCGGGACACAAGUGGCCGAGAAGGAGGACAUGAAGAAAGGCAAAGUAGAAAAGGCAUUGGUGGAUAAGCACAAAGAGAGGGAAAAGUUGCCUGGUUCCAACAAAAAGCCCACUGCCAAGAAGAUGAAACCCAAGAUCCUUAAUAAAGGUCCUCCUAGUGAAAGAAGCAGCAUGAAAUCUGGCAAAUCAGCCACUAAGAGCAACAAAUCUAUUAUUUCAAGGCCUAAGCUGAAGAACAUAGACCGAAGCUCAGCUCAGCAGCUGGCCAUAACAGUGGGCAACGUUACAGUCAUCAUCACAGACUUUAAGGAGAAGACACGCUCCUCCUCCACCUCUUCAUCCACUGCCACUUCCAGCAGCGGCAGCUCCGAACAGCAACACCUGAGCUCCAGUUCGGAGAGUACGGACAGGGGGUCAUCCCGUGCCUCUACCCCACGCAGAGACCUUACUUCUGGACACAAUGAGCUCCUUUGAGGCUGCUGGAAGUCAGGAAUCCUCAAACACAUUGAUAAUGCACAGAUAGAACCUUUACACUUAAAAGGAUGAAGGAUCAUUAUCAUGCAUGGGCACUGUUUCCAUCUUGAUAUUUUAUGGCAAGAUGUGCCAUGUGUUUCAAUACUGUUUUUAACACAUCCACCUCAACUCCCCACACAACUCACAAGUGUGUAUCACCUGCAUCACAUGCGUGACCACCUGGAGCACAAGAUGAAGAGGAUGUAGCACAUCUUGGCUAAAGCUUCGCUAUAUGGCCAAAUGUUUGUGGACACGUGACCAUCACACCCAUAUGUGGUUCUUCCCCAAACUGUUGCCACAAAGUUGGAAGCACACAAUUCCGUAGGAUGUUUUUGUAUGCUGUAAAAUUACAGCUUCCCUUCACUGGUACUAAGAGGCCCAAACCUGUUCCAGCAUGACAAUGCCCCUGUGUACAAAGUGAGGUCCAUGAAGACACGGGUUGCCAAGGUUGGAAUUUAAGAUCUCGAGUGGCCUGCACAGAGCCCUGACCUAAACCCCACUGAACACCUUUGGGGUGAAUUGGAACACCGACUGCACCCCAGGCAUCCUCGCCGACAUCAGUGCCAGACCUCACUAAUGCUCUUGUGGCUGAAUGGGCAAAUCCCCACAGCCACACUCCAAAAUGUAGUGGAAAGCCUUCCCAGAAGAGGUUAUUGUGACUGCAAAGGGGGGGGACUACAUCUGGAAUAGGAUGUUCAGCAAGCACAUAUGCUUGUGAUGGUCAGGUGUCCACAUAUUUUUGGCCAUAUAGUGUAUUUCCUUGAUUUGUAACAGUGUAUUUCCAUUGAACUUUGUACAGACAUAUAGUCAUACAUGCUAGCAAAUUAGCCAAUGGUGUGCUAACUUUUAAUUAUUAUUAUUAUAUGCAUAUUUUUGCUGUGUAGAAAAGGAAAUUGUAUUAAAUCUCCUAAAGUCUACAGUAAAGUUGAUGGAUUCCUUGGGCCUUCAAGGAGUCAGAGUCUUUUUUAACAUUCCCCUGAGCCAGUAAUGUACUGGAACAGCCCUUGAGAUGGUGACAGUGAUUUUAGUUUUAAACAGUAUUGAAAUGCAUGGAUGGUUUUCACACUAUUUCCCAGAGAGAACAGUAGAGUCAAAUGUUGUGGAGUCAGCAUUUUUAAGUGGUAGAAAUUGAAACCCUCUGUAUGUUUUGAGCCUUAGAUCUCCAGUUUACAUAAUUGUUCUCUGUUAUGAAAAUGGCCUGUAUGAUUCUCCAACACUGACUUAUCCCCAUAACACAUUCUGACACUGUAUAGGUCAGAUGAAGGUGUCACAGUUGUGGGAAAACCAUGUAGAACCUCCCAGAGAAAAAAAAAUGUGUACUUUUGAUUUAUUAAAUUAAUGAUUGUAUUUAUAAACUGUGAUAAGAACAAAUAAUCUAGUAGAUGGCCGAACUGGAACCGCAAACAUGAACAUACUAAAAGACUGUUGUUCUAGGUGCUAACAUACAUUAAUAAAGGUGAUGGAUGGAUUGGAAAACACCUAUGAAUAUUUUGAAACAUGAUUAUCAGCAUUUGAAAAAUAUGUUCAAUGAAAUCUGUUCAGUAAAGGCCAUUUUUAUAUUGAUAGAUGUUAUGUAUUGUCAGUCUAUCAUUGAUCAAAACCCAUAUGAUCUGUUUGAGAACCAUUCUUGUAAAUGCUACUGCUAAAUGAUGUUACCAAGCUUUUUACUUGCCACAAGGACAUAUUCUUUUAUUAAGUCUCUGUGAGCCAAGUAAGCAGCAAAACUUCAUCCAAUUCAUUGCUGCCUCAAAGCAUUAUGAAACUGUUGAUGUGAUCUUUAUAGAUGAAAUGUCUUUAAUUAGUGUAUUUAUUUUGUGCAAGCAAUUCUGUUCUUGUGUAUGAUCGGUAACCCUAAUUUACUAUGUAAAGAUGGUUACAUAUAAGGAAUACUUGUCAUAAUAUAGAUUAACACUAUCUGUGGUGUAUUGAGUAUCUGGCACAGUUACUUAGUUAUUUUGGCAUCUUACUGCAGUUGUUGUGUGUUAAAACAGCAGUUAUUGCAUACACAGUUUCUCUCAAUGCUGCUUGUUUUUUUUGUUUUUUUUCCAUCUGCUCAGUCUGAAGUAAAUUCUGCUUGGCAAAUUCUGCUUGUAGCAUAGCUUUCAUUUCAAAUAAAAGCAUUUGUUUA
Pangasianodon hypophthalmus (striped catfish) is the source of this 3453-nucleotide messenger RNA. It is a transcript of the gene rybpa, whose product is annotated as RING1 and YY1 binding protein a. Bases 240 to 1286 code for a protein of 348 amino acids. Gene Ontology annotation, cellular component: nucleus. NCBI's taxonomy places the organism in Eukaryota, Metazoa, Chordata, Actinopteri, Siluriformes, Pangasiidae. The transcript is spliced from 5 exons. Gene Ontology annotation, molecular function: transcription coregulator activity; DNA binding. Gene Ontology annotation, biological process: positive regulation of DNA-templated transcription. The record is from RefSeq and is a predicted model, not a curated record.